GUCCCCGCCCCGCUUGCUUGGGAAACAGAAACCCUAACCUCUCUUUAUCUUCGAGCUCAGCCGCUAAGAAGCGAAGACAGAGAUCUAAGUCAAGAUUUCACGAUGAAGUUCAACAUUGCAAAUCCCACCACCGGUUGCCAGAAGAAGCUGGAGAUCGAUGACGAUCUGAAGCUUCGAGCAUUUUGGGACAAGAGGAUCUCUCAAGAGGUUCUUGGUGAUGCUUUGGGUGAGGAAUUUAAGGGCUAUGUCUUCAAAAUCACUGGAGGUUGUGACAAACAAGGAUUUCCGAUGAAGCAGGGAGUGUUGACCCCUGGCCGUGUUCGCCUCUUGCUCUACAGAGGAACUCCUUGUUUCCGCGGACAUGGAAGACGCAAUGGAGAGCGUAGAAGGAAGUCUGUUCGCGGGUGCAUUGUCAGCCCAGACCUCUCUGUUCUGAACUUGGUAAUUGUGAAGAAAGGUGACAAUGAUUUACCAGGCCUGACAGACGUAGAAAAGCCAAGGAUGAGGGGUCCAAAGAGAGCAUCCAAAAUCCGGAAGCUGUUCAAUCUGUCUAAGGAGGAUGAUGUGAGGAAGUAUGUCAACACAUACCGCCGCACAUUUACAACCAAAGCUGGGAAAAAGGUUAGCAAAGCUCCAAAGAUACAACGACUGGUCACUCCCCUGACACUCCAAAGAAAGCGGGCAAGGAUCUCUGAUAAGAAACAGAGAAUUGCCAAAGCAAAAUCAGAGGCAGCAGAGUACCAGAAACUUCUUGCCUCCAGGCUGAAGGAGCAAAGGGAACGCCGUAGCGAGAGUUUGGCUAAGAAAAGAUCAAAGCUUUCCAGUGCUACUAAGCCAGCUGCCACUGCAUAGGCUGCAUUCAAACAGAUGGAGUUUGAUCUUCACCUCAGUUUUUGAUAGUCUUAUUUCAUGAUGCCUGUGUUCUGCAAAUUUUCCAUUCAAAUGUUUUUUUUUUUUUAAUUUUUCUUUUAUGUUUUGUUCGACAGUUUAAUAGAAUUUAAGCUUUUA
Gastrolobium bilobum is the source of this 1008-nucleotide messenger RNA. Its product is annotated as small ribosomal subunit protein eS6-like. The record is from RefSeq and is a predicted model, not a curated record. NCBI's taxonomy places the organism in Eukaryota, Viridiplantae, Streptophyta, Magnoliopsida, Fabales, Fabaceae. The transcript has 6 exons. Gene Ontology annotation, biological process: translation. Gene Ontology annotation, molecular function: structural constituent of ribosome. Gene Ontology annotation, cellular component: ribosome. Bases 103 to 852 code for a protein of 249 amino acids.